AGCAACGGUAGACGCCAUAGAGAGGAAGUUACUGCCGCCAGUUUAUUCAGCGGUUACGUACGUAAAUACCGCAGGAACCGGGAAAACCAAGUUGUUGGCGUUUUCUGUUACCUGUUUCUGAUUUUCAAAAAUUAUAUUUCUAAACAAACCACCCAUCUAUGAAUCAAGAAGCAAUGUAGCACACGAAAGCCCGAAUUUAGGGAGGGUUUAAAGGAUUUAUAAGCAGGCCGAGCUUUCUCGGCUCCGAGCCCAAGACGAACAACCAGGGAUAAGCGCGAGGGCGACGCUGGCAGCUUUGUUUGAUUUUAGGCGUCGUUGAAGGCUUUGUGGGAAACAACGAAGGGGUUAUUUGACUCUCCUAAUUAUACGCUUCAUAUUAAUUUAUUGCCAUAAUGUUCUCCGACGAAACGCUGGAAACUGUGGAGGUGGAGUCCCAGUGGAGGAAAUCCAGGCGGCAGCGAUUGGAAUCGGCACUUGGCAUCAUGAGCCCUCACUGCAUGGCAUCUAAUUGUGAGUAGAAAGAAAAGCAGUCAGACACUCGAACUGAAGCUGACCGAGGCUGCAGUGCAGGCAUGUCACAUUUCUGACAUGGGUGUCCAGACAGAGCCAGCAGAAUGCCUUGUGGACAGUUUAGACCCAGAGCAGAACGCCCAGGUGGAAUAUCCAGGUCUCAGAGAAUUUUUGCAGCGAGUGUCUGGCAUGGUGAUUAAGGAGUUAAAGCAGAAUGCCAAGAGCCAUGCUUUUGAUGGGUUUGAGGUGAACUGGGUGGAGCAAAAUCAGACGGUCUCCUUCCUCCAUUCCCUGCACUACCCUGAAGCUCAGGAGCGAGGACUACAAGUCACCUACGUGUGCUGGAACUCGACUGGCUCUGUCAUUGCCAGUGCCUAUGGCCGACUAGAGGAUGGUGACUGGAGCACCGAGAAGGCCUACGUGUGUACCUGGAACCUGGACAGGCGAGGACUCAAUUCACAGCGACCUGACCUCGUCAUUGAUGUCCCCAGUUCCGUUCUUUGCCUGGCGUUCCACCCAACCCAACCAUCCCUCAUUGCUGGAGGUCUGUACAGUGGAGAGGUGCUUGUGUGGGACACCAGCCGAUCACCUGACCCCGUCCUUGCCCGAACUGGAAUGCUGGACUUGAGCCACAGGGAGCCUGUGUACCAGGUGCGUUGGCUGCCAGGGACCAAAAGGGGGGACACCUUCAGGGUGCUGAGUGCCAGUGCCGAUGGCAAGAUCCUGGUGUGGCAGGUGGAGGCCAAUGGGCGUCUGGGACUGCACAGCGGCUACGCCCUGAUCGCUCAGCAGAUUCCACGAAGCACAACGGUGGGCAAGGGACGAGGGGACACUCCGGUUGGCGUGACGGCUCUGGCGCUCUCCUUCUGGGACUCGGAUGUGUUUCUGGUUGGCGCCGAGGGAGGCCUGGUGCUCAAGUGCUCCUUCUCAGCCCACACCCCGGCAAUACUAGCUGGUAGCGAUGCCGACGUGAUGUUGAGGGCCCCGGCCCAGUUCUCCUUCUCCACGCACUCGGGUCCCAUCCAUGCCCUUGACUGCUCACCGUUUCACAGGAAUCUCUUUCUGAGUGCCGGGACGGACGGCCAUGCCCACCUGCGCUCUCUGCUGCAAGGUCCCCCGCUGCUGUCUCUGCACGUCUCCGACUCGUACCUGUUCAGCGUGCGCUGGUCUCCAACGCGGCCGCUCGUCUUUGCUGUUGGCACCGGACAAGGACUGGUGCAGAUUUUUGACCUGAGCCGAGGGACUCUAACACCCACAGCGACGAUUGAACAGAACAGCAGCGGCAGACCAGUCUACUGUAUGGAGUUUAACCCAAAGCAGAUGGAGCUGCUGGCGGCUGGUGGGGCGGAUGGCACAGUCAAAAUCUGGCACUUGAGUUCCGAGUUGACGGAGCAGAGGCCAAAGGAGACGUCACAUCUGGAGUAUCUGGCAAAUGAGGUACCAGAGUAGAAGGACCUGAGGAAAAAAUCCACGGACUGAACGAGCCUGUAUACAUGAAGCAAAUACCCCCAACUAGCAAUAAAGAGCACCGGCCUGACUUUGUUGA
This is a messenger RNA of Erpetoichthys calabaricus (reedfish), 2056 nucleotides long. It is a transcript of the gene dync2i2, whose product is annotated as dynein 2 intermediate chain 2. Gene Ontology annotation, cellular component: cytoplasmic dynein complex; ciliary plasm. The record is from RefSeq and is a predicted model, not a curated record. The coding region runs from base 589 to 1959 and encodes 456 amino acids. Gene Ontology annotation, molecular function: dynein heavy chain binding; dynein light chain binding. Gene Ontology annotation, biological process: intraciliary transport. The transcript is spliced from 10 exons. Lineage: Eukaryota; Metazoa; Chordata; Cladistia; Polypteriformes; Polypteridae.